ACUCUUAUGGUCGAGCAUGAGUGCGGAAAAUAAAAGCCAACUCCAAAGGAUGGCGGGGAUAGAGUAAAUAAAACUCCAUCGCAAUUACAAAUAGCUCUUUCUCAGCAGUUUUCAUAGAAGGGAAACCUUAUGUCUUAUGACUUGUAGGCUAAAACUUAUUAGCAGAGAUUAGUAUGUACUUACCAGCGUUGAACAUUAUACUAAAAAAUACAAAAUAUAUCUAUCUUCAAGGAAUUAAGAUUGCUGCACGUACAAGCCAUUGGAAUUGCUUCCUCUUCUUCCAAAUUGUUACAAGAUUUUGUGGAAAUCAAAUUACAUUAAAUUUAUGAGCCAUUCAUUAUUGACCGAGAAGGAGAGAGGAUCAGAAGCUUUGUAAAUACCGGUAUACCCGACUUCUGGUACGACAAUAGAAUCUUGAAUAGGUCAACCAUUAAUUAAAUAUCAAUUACCGAGAGUUAAUAUUUGAUUAAAGAAUUGCCUGACAUAAUGGUUUCUCCCAAGCGUUCGGAAGUUAUCGUUGUGUUUAAUAGAUCGUAUCAUGACUGAAAAUUGUUGGAACUUAGCUAUAUGCUAGCUAUAUACGGUCAUUAAUUGGGAAUGACGCCAUGAAGGCGAAUGUGUUACGCCGGGAAUUCCUUUCGGGGGUUGCUUUUCAAACACCAGAGGAAAAAAUAGAGAGACUUACAGGAUCAAUUUCUACCAAGAUAAGCCUAAAGGAAUCACCGGAAAGCCGACAUGGUCCUACGGAUAGGAAUAUGUACACAACAAAUACGACACUGGCGAGAAAUAGACUAAUACGAGGACAUCCGGAGCCAUUGGAACGGGAACAACGGACGCAACAAAGGAGAAACACCGAGAAGGAUAGUGGUGUGCGCGUGAAGCAAAUGUUUUACUGGGGGCACGAGAGAAAAUCACCUCCCAGGAGAAACACCUCACCAUCUACAAAGACAACUUCAUUGUUUCCUUCUCCCAAAAUGCAAUUUGAUCCUCGUUUUGAUCAAGAUCAUGACACAAAAUCUGGCAAGCUGCUGCAUUCGCGUCAAUUGAAAGCUUCCUCACAGAGUGGCUCUUGUCCAACCCAGAUCUAUUCCAAGUUUAAGUCGAUCCAUUCCGAGAAGAUGAACAGAACUUAUCCGCAGCAAGUCAACAUCAAUGACUACGUCCUUCCAAUGGAUCACCAUACACGCAGACGAACCCAUCUCCAGCCGUUAAUGCUCGGUUACGACCCCGAUAAACCGAGGUUGGAAAACACCAGUUAUCACCAAGCACCCGACAGGGCGCCCUCAUCAUGGAAGUCCGACGUCUUUCCGACAUCGUCGGCGAGAUCGACAGCGGAUUCGCAUUCCAAUUACACGUGGCCAAUGAACAUAGACGUAGAGGAUCGCCAGGGCAACCGAUGGAGCCCAUUGCAGAACACUUUUGAUGUGCUACAGAAUGAGAAGACAAACUCUCUAUCUCAUGAAGAUAGACGGGACUUCUCGGAUUGGCCUGCACCUCCGCCAAAUUCGGUUACCCCCUCCUCUUUUGAGAUGAGUCAGCCCCCACCCAAUACACCAAAUGAUUGGUGGUAGUAGGCCUUUAUGUAGAUGCGACCUUUUUAUUCUCACUUAUAGUGCUGCAUAGCCAGGACAAAAAUGAAAGCAAAAUCGUACAAUCAACAUAAUUUCCUUGGUGUGAAAUUACCCCCAUCGCAUUUUGACCACGCCCAGCAUGGAGAGCGUUUUAUCAUCAACAUUUCUAGUUCAGCGAUUUUUGUCAGGCAAGUUGUCAUGAUUUUGAUUGGCUUGAGAUUUGAGAAGCACAGUUCGGUAACUGUCGAAUGAAUAAAAUAUAUUUUGUCGGAUAAAGCCGUCUGACAAAGUCCUUUCAUGAAACGGCCCUCAUAGGUCGACGGUGAUUGGGUUAUCCAAUUUGGAAAACUCUGUUAUUUUAAACACUUUAAAGUGUUGAACUAAUUACUGACAUAUUAUAGGCCUACCAGGCCGUCUUUGGUCUAUUUGGGCCAAUAUACCUGGAUGUACACUGUUAGAAAAUUUAUCCUAAAAAUAAAAGAAGUUCCUGCAGCAGAGUCUCGAGAACACCUGUAAUCUUACAGAAAAUUGGUAUUUGGUGUAUGUAAUCUUGCAAAUUUCCUUCAAUAAAACACCCUUUCCCCUUUUUAAACAGACCUGUUCUGUUAAAUUGCAGAAAAAUUCAUGUUUUAUGAAUUUACAGAAUGAUUCUGUUAUUGCUCUCUGCAAAAUCUUCUCUUUUUUUUCCUGUAAAAUCACGUUUUUUAACAAUGUAUAAUGUAAGCUUUAUUGGAAUAUAUUAUGUAUCGUAUCAUUUUUCUUAGUUUCUCCCGAAUAAAAAAGUAAAAGAAAUUACGGAAAAUAAUUAAGGAAUCAUGCAUGGCAAUGUUUCACGAUUUAAUUUGAAGUUCGUGUAAAAUAAACAAUUUAAUUUUUA
Messenger RNA from Lytechinus pictus (painted urchin), 2448 nucleotides. RefSeq lists its product as uncharacterized. The transcript is spliced from 2 exons. The coding region runs from base 606 to 1571 and encodes 321 amino acids. The record is from RefSeq and is a predicted model, not a curated record. Lineage: Eukaryota; Metazoa; Echinodermata; Echinoidea; Temnopleuroida; Toxopneustidae.